AUGUACAAUGCCAUGCUACGGAAAGGCUACGACGGUACUCCAGAAGAUGCGGUAGAGAGCAUGGUUGAAGUACAUAAUUUCUUGAACGAAGGCGCUUGGAACGAGAUCGAAGGGUGGGAAGCGCGAUUCUCUGGUGGAUUAAAGGACGGAUGGGAGGCUUGUCGGGAAGGGGAGGAGGGGUGGGUAGAGAUGGUAAUGAACGGUACUUGGAGGCCACGAGAGCGGACGCAGCCAAAACUGAUACGAUUUAUGGGACGGCCGGGCGACACGACGCCGAAGGCUCGGUUCAUGUCUUACAUGUCCUGGUUUUAUCCUGGAAGAUUCGCUGAAGAGCCUCCGUUCGACCGCCAUGAUUGGUUUGUGCAACGCAUAACGCCAUCAGGAGAAAAGCGUGAGAUUCGGUACGUCAUUGAUUACUACUCUGCACCCCUGAGCCCACAGGCGAGCCUGUAUUCUAUCUGGAUGUGCGGCCCGCCAUAG
Bacidia gigantensis is the source of this 480-nucleotide messenger RNA. RefSeq lists its product as uncharacterized. Gene Ontology annotation, molecular function: holocytochrome-c synthase activity. Gene Ontology annotation, cellular component: mitochondrion. Bases 1 to 480 code for a protein of 159 amino acids. The transcript has 2 exons. The record is from RefSeq and is a predicted model, not a curated record. Gene Ontology annotation, biological process: cytochrome c-heme linkage. Lineage: Eukaryota; Fungi; Ascomycota; Lecanoromycetes; Lecanorales; Ramalinaceae.